Molecule: messenger RNA, 888 nt
Organism: Oncorhynchus nerka (sockeye salmon)
Lineage: Eukaryota; Metazoa; Chordata; Actinopteri; Salmoniformes; Salmonidae
Product: trace amine-associated receptor 13c-like
Exons: 3
Coding region: 1-888 (295 amino acids)
Biological process (GO): G protein-coupled receptor signaling pathway
Cellular component (GO): membrane
Molecular function (GO): trace-amine receptor activity
Source: RefSeq, a predicted model, not a curated record
AUGCUGGUCACUAUUCUAGGGAACGGUGUGGUCAUUAUCUCCAUUGCUCACAUAAAACAGCUCCACACGCCAACUAACACGCUUAUAAUGUCUUUGGCAGUUGCAGACCUGCUGCUUGGAGUAACUGUGAUGCCUUUUAGUACAAUGAGGGCUGUGGAGGGCUGCUGGUAUUUUGGAGAUGCUUUUUGUUUGCUGCAUUCUAGUUUUGAUAUGUUCCUCACAUCUGUUUCAAUUUUCCACCUGGUAUUCAUAGCCAUAGAUCGAUAUGAGGCUGUGUGCAGUCCACUUCGCUAUUCCACCAAGAUUACUAUACCAAUAGCAUGGCUCAUGGUUUUUGCCAGUUGGGCCGUUGCUGCGUUGUACUCCUAUUGCCUACUAUAUUCCAAAGCAAAUGUAAGAGGACUGGAUGAAUUCAUUGCAUCCAUAUACUGCCUGGGAAGUUGUAAUCUUUUCCUUAAUGCUUUGUGGGUAUUGAGUACUGUGUCUUCAGUGAUCUCAUUCUACAUCCCAGGAGUAGGGAUGAUUAGCAUCUACCUAAAGAUUUUCCUUAUAGCACAGAGAAAGGCACAUUCAAUUCAUGGUACAACCAAUCAGAACUCUGUAGGCAAAUCACAGAGAAAGGCCACCAAAACACUUGGUAUCAUUAUGAGGGUAUUUCUAUCAUUCUGGACAGCCUUUUAUCUCCAACAGUCCAUUGACCCUUUCAUACAGUACUCCAUCCCCCCGCUGUUGGGGGAUACCCUGGUUUGGUUUGGAUAUUUGAACUCUGCUUUUAACCCUAUUGUCUAUGCUUUCUUUUACACUUGGUUCAGGAGAGCUUUGAGAAUCAACAUCAGUGAUCACAUCUUUCACAGAGGUUCUUGUAGAUUUAGAUUGUAUUCUGAGUAA